Molecule: messenger RNA, 172 nt
Organism: Ilex paraguariensis (yerba mate)
Lineage: Eukaryota; Viridiplantae; Streptophyta; Magnoliopsida; Aquifoliales; Aquifoliaceae
Source: the annotation of a GenBank genome assembly
CACAAGUUCAAGCUUUGAUGAGCACCAAUGGGUCAUUCAAAUACGCCUUGCUCUCGAUGAAGAGCUUGAAGAAAAUAUCCAUGAAAUCCCAGUCAGCAUUUUCAAUGUCCCAAGGCCCCUAAUGGCUAGCAACCCAGAUUCUAACAUUGCACACCACAAGAUGUUGCAUUAG